GGGAAAUAUUAUUAUUAUGUCACACGAGUUACGAGAUGAAACCUCAGUCACACCCUGUGAGAGCGGCCUAUAAAGAUUGAGGAACUGAGCAGCUGCCGUCACACUGCACCAGACUCCUGGAACAACAGAUUUGAACUUGAACCCGAGAGGACCAGCAUCAUGACUCCUGUUUUCCUCCUCCUCCUCUUCUUCUCCAUGACGGCCAUCGCUCCGGGUGAAGCUGAAGAAGACCUCUCUGACAUCAUCCAAAAAGCUAAUGCUGGCUCAACAAACCUGGAAGAUGGCGACAUUGUGCAAAAUUCAAAUAGGAACGCAGCUAGGUGCACAUACUAUGGCUGCAAGUGGCCCAAACGUGGAACCAGAGUCACAGUGCCAGUGGCUAUCUCCUCUCGCUACUCACGUUCAGAGCGCAACACCAUCAUCAGAGGCCUGGUGUCAUUCCACAGAUCCACGUGCAUUCGCUUUGUUUGGAGAAGGUACCGGUGGCAACGGGAUUACAUCUACUUUUACUCUGGAUCUGGGUGCUCCUCUAACAUUGGCCGUAAGGGUGGACCACAGUUUAUCUCCCUGAAGAAAAACGCGUGUGUGGUCAACCACGUAGUGCAGCAUGAGAUCCUCCACGCUCUUGGUUUCCACCACGAGCACAAGCGCAGCGACAGGGACAGAUAUGUUCGAAUCAACUGGGGGAACAUUAAGCCAAGUAGGAAACACAACUUCAAGAGAGCUCGGACUAACAAUUUGUGGACUAGAUAUGACUUCAACUCUGUCAUGCAUUACGGCAAAAACUUCUUCUCCAAAAAUGGAAAGCCCACCAUCGUCGGCAGGAAUCCAUCCCAAGUAUUUGGACGUGCCAGAUCCAUGAGCAGAAAUGACAUCCUCCGCGUCAACAGGCUUUACAGAUGCUCCCGUUGAUACCAGAAGGAACCGGCCGACCUACAGAGAGUUCACCUGUCGGAACAUCCUGAUUUCUGAUGCACACGAACAACGUUAUUCAACAGCAGCAGGAAAUGUGAAUAUGUGACGUGGUCUCACCACACCUGUGGGUGAGCUCCUGUGAGCAGCUGGUCCGGUCUUCUGAAGAAGCUCCACUCAAUAACAAAAUCAACUGACUUGGUCUUUGUUCUUUCUGCUGAGGUGAAGCCAAAUAUCAGUAAAACAUUUAGGGGAAUUAAUCAGCCAUUUUUUUUUGUGUAAUCAUUUUUCUCACUUCUUGAUUUGUUGUAAUACAAAGUGUAUGAUUUGGUGACGGGUUUACUGAAUGUUCAAAGGUAACAAAGGAUGAUCAAUAACUCAAAAUAGACACAAUUCUAAUUUCACUAAGGGUAAUUAUCAAUA
Messenger RNA from Hippoglossus stenolepis (Pacific halibut), 1335 nucleotides. RefSeq names its product high choriolytic enzyme 2. Lineage: Eukaryota; Metazoa; Chordata; Actinopteri; Pleuronectiformes; Pleuronectidae. The transcript has 10 exons. Gene Ontology annotation, molecular function: metalloendopeptidase activity; zinc ion binding. Gene Ontology annotation, biological process: proteolysis. The coding region runs from base 160 to 912 and encodes 250 amino acids. The record is from RefSeq and is a predicted model, not a curated record.